Messenger RNA from Eucalyptus grandis, 1060 nucleotides. RefSeq lists its product as uncharacterized. NCBI's taxonomy places the organism in Eukaryota, Viridiplantae, Streptophyta, Magnoliopsida, Myrtales, Myrtaceae. The transcript is spliced from 8 exons. The record is from RefSeq and is a predicted model, not a curated record. Bases 1 to 861 code for a protein of 286 amino acids.
AUGUCAGUAGCCUCGAGGAAAGGCCGGUCCGUUAUCGAGGCUGCCCAUCAUUUCAACGGGCCCAAUUCACGGCUCCUGAACAUCGAACGAGAAGACGCUGCGCGAUUUGGCCAUUCUCUCUCUCUCUCUCUAUGGACUGAACUGUUGAAGCUGGCUCCGUUCUUCUUGGAGCUUCAUCUCCGGCGAUUCGAGCUCCUCGAUCUCCCGAAGCGAUUCGCCGCGAACAGGAAGCAGAAAGCAACCGUCCCCGCUCGCCUCGCGCUCGUUUCGCGGCUUGGCUCGCAAUCGGAUCGGCCUUCGUUCGGCAUCGCCUUCGACAUCGACGGCGUGGUCCUCCUCGGUCACACUCCCAUCGGCGGUUCUCCUCGCGCGCUCAGGAGAUUGUACGACGAUUCUGGAAAUUUGAAGAUACCUUUCGUGUUCUUAACAAAUGGAGGUGGCUUUUCUGAAUCCAAAAGAGCCCAGGACUUAGGUCAACUAGUAGGAGUCAACAUUUUACCUUCACAGGUCAUACAGGGCCACACACCUUUUAAACAACUGGUAAAUAGAUUUGAGAACGAACUUGUCGUUGCUGUUGGCAAAGGAGAACCUGCUGCUGUGAUGUCCGAAUAUGGAUACAAAAAUGUUCUGUCAGUUGAUGAGUACACUAGCUACUUUGAUGCCAUUGAUCCACUGGCACCAUACAAGAGAUGGACAACAAAAGCAGACAUUGACCAGAAUAGCAGUUCUAAUGAGAUGGCGAAGAGAAAAAUUGCUGUGCAAACACAGAGAGUUCAGGCAGCAUUUGUAGUCAGUGAUUCUGUUGACUGGAGCAGAGAUAUUCAGGUUGUGACCACUCUAAUGGAUCUUGUCCUUUCUUAGAUUAUAUAAUUCAGCUUUUGAGUCCAUACUGGGAUUUUAGUCACACGAAUUCUAAAUCUUUGAACUGAUUAUCAAAAGACACUAGGCUUUGUUUUUUUUGUUCAGUAAAUACUCUGCAACUUUAGUCAUCAUCUUUUUAGAAGUCUAGUGGGCACUGAAAUAAAGUUUGAAAGAAGUGAUAAAAUGGAGUGUUAUCAUC